CAUUAUUACUCAUGGUGUAACUUCCUGGUAUUAAGUACCCCUGUGAUCGAUGUUGAAAGCCACUGGGUCGCUGUUUAUCAGAGUAAACCAAGCAGGAAGGUAUGAAACUUGUGAAGUGAGGCGCAGGUGAUGAAAUAAAAAACCAAGUAUUGCGUCCUAGAUGGUGAAAGAACACAACUGAAUUCCAGCUCACAACAUACCAGUCACUACUCUUCUCAAGAAAGUGAAGUCUUGAGGAAUACUGUCUGGUAAUAAAGGCGUCCUGACAAUUGCCUCCAUCACAAACCCUAAUUUCUCCCACAAAACCCCAAAAACCGAGUCCCCGUGCAACAUCACCAAAACACCACCACAACCACAAUAAAAACUCACGAUAGCUUUACAGAAAGCUCAAAAAGAAUGACCCCCACCCGAUUUGAACGGAUAACCUUUCGAUCUGGAGUCGAACGCGCUACCGUUGCGCCAGAGGGCCAUGUUGUGUUAUUCCGGACCUCGAAAUGGAGAGGCGGGAUUGACGAUGCAGCCGGGAAAUGGGUUUAUGAAUGGAAGCGGGGUGGAGUGGUGCCUGCAGAGUUGGAAAACGGAGUUUCUGGAAAUGAAAGUGGGUCUCAUGAAUUACUUUGCAAAGGGCAAGUGUGCCGCUUUCAUGCAGGACAAAAGAUGCAGACUCGCUCUCUCUCGGGUGAGACGCUGCAGAACGAUUGGCGAGUCGAGACUGUCUACACGGUUCGACUUUUAAGUCCACUUGAGCAAAUAUCAGGGCCUCAGUUUAUAGUCGCAUAGAGCAACCUCGACGUAUAGCCAAACUAUACUAAUAAACACUCAUCAAGCGGAG
Messenger RNA from Colletotrichum acutatum, 832 nucleotides. RefSeq lists its product as uncharacterized. The record is from RefSeq and is a predicted model, not a curated record. NCBI's taxonomy places the organism in Eukaryota, Fungi, Ascomycota, Sordariomycetes, Glomerellales, Glomerellaceae. Bases 397 to 780 code for a protein of 127 amino acids. The transcript has a single exon.